Messenger RNA from Angiostrongylus costaricensis, 264 nucleotides. The record is from the annotation of a GenBank genome assembly. NCBI's taxonomy places the organism in Eukaryota, Metazoa, Nematoda, Chromadorea, Rhabditida, Metastrongylidae.
AUGGCGCUGAAACCGUCCGCCAAAAAAGCGACAAAAGAUGGAAGAAUCAGAAAGCUAGUCGAAGACAGUAGACAAGAAGCAUCGACAAAAGGACAGCUAUACGGUCUACAUCUACCCAAGUCUAUCCUGAUACAGACGUCUCCUUCAAAUCCAUGUCUACUAAUGAGUUCAUACUCAUUCGUUAGUGAUGGAUUUGAAAGCAUCGAUGCUGAACCGUCUCGUCCUGCUCAGUGCAAUAAGCGAUUCACUAUUUCGGCGCGGUAG